This is a messenger RNA of Triticum aestivum (bread wheat), 3114 nucleotides long. Its product is annotated as 1,4-alpha-glucan-branching enzyme 2, chloroplastic/amyloplastic. Gene Ontology annotation, cellular component: cytoplasm. Gene Ontology annotation, molecular function: hydrolase activity, hydrolyzing O-glycosyl compounds; 1,4-alpha-glucan branching enzyme activity; cation binding. NCBI's taxonomy places the organism in Eukaryota, Viridiplantae, Streptophyta, Magnoliopsida, Poales, Poaceae. Gene Ontology annotation, biological process: starch metabolic process; glycogen biosynthetic process. Bases 180 to 2690 code for a protein of 836 amino acids. The transcript has 22 exons. The record is from RefSeq and is a predicted model, not a curated record.
UAGUCCCACUCUCUCCCCGUGCUAGUAGUAUAUAGCAUCCGCCCUCCGGCCCCUCCCAAUCUUAGAACACCACCCCCCUGUGCCUCCGCAUUUCGCUCGCGUGGGUUUAAGCAGGAGACGGGGCGGGGUCAGUCGGGCAGUUAGGUUGGAUCCGAUCCGGCUGCGGCGGCGGCGACGAGAUGGCGUCGCCGGCAUUCGCAGUUUCCGCGGCGGGCCUCGCCCGGCCGUCGGCUCCUCGAUCCGGCGGGCCAGAGCGGAGGGGGCGCGGGGUGGAGCUGCAGUCGCCAUCGCUGCUCUUCGGCCGCAACAAGGGCACCCGUUCACCCCGUGCCGUCGGCGUCGGAGGUUCUGGAUGGCGCGUGGUCAUGCGCGCGGGUGGGCCGUCCGGGGAGGUGAUGAUCCCUGACGGCGGUAGUGGCGGAACACCGCCUUCCAUCGACGGUCCCGUUCAGUUCGACUCUGAUGAUCUGAAGGUUCCAUUCAUCGAUGAUGAAACAAGCCUACAGGAUGGAGGUGAAGAUACUAUUUGGUCUUCAGAGACAAAUCAGGUUACUGAAGAAAUUGAUGCUGAAGGCACGAGCAGAAUGGACAAAGAAUCAUCUACGGGAGAGAAAUUACGCAUUCUGCCACCACCGGGAAAUGGACAGCAAAUAUACGAGAUUGACCCAACGCUCCGAGACUUUAAGUACCAUCUUGAGUAUCGAUACAGCCUAUAUAGGAGAAUACGUUCAGACAUUGAUGAACACAAAGGAGGCAUGGAUGUAUUUUCCCGCGGUUACGAGAAGUUUGGAUUUGUGCGCAGCGCUGAAGGUAUCACUUACCGAGAAUGGGCUCCUGGAGCAGAUUCUGCAGCAUUAGUUGGCGACUUCAACAAUUGGGAUCCAAAUGCAGACCAUAUGAGCAAAAAUGACUUGGGUAUUUGGGAGAUUUUUCUGCCAAACAAUGCAGACGGUUCGCCACCAAUUCCUCACGGCUCACGGGUGAAGGUGCGAAUGGGUACUCCAUCUGGGACAAAGGAUUCAAUUCCUGCUUGGAUCAAGUACUCCGUGCAGACUCCAGGAGAUAUACCAUACAAUGGAAUAUAUUAUGAUCCUCCCGAAGAGGAGAAGUAUGUAUUCAAGCAUCCUCAACCUAAACGACCAAAAUCAUUGCGGAUAUAUGAAACACAUGUUGGCAUGAGUAGCCCGGAACCAAAGAUCAACACAUAUGCAAACUUUCGGGAUGAGGUGCUUCCAAGAAUUAAAAGACUUGGGUACAAUGCAGUGCAAAUAAUGGCAAUCCAAGAGCACUCAUACUAUGGAAGCUUUGGGUACCAUGUUACCAAUUUCUUUGCACCAAGUAGCCGUUUUGGGUCCCCAGAAGAUUUAAAAUCUUUGAUUGAUAGAGCUCACGAGCUUGGCUUGGUUGUCCUCAUGGAUGUUGUUCACAGUCACGCGUCAAAUAAUACCUUGGACGGGUUGAAUGGUUUUGAUGGCACGGAUACACAUUACUUUCAUGGCGGUUCACGGGGCCAUCAUUGGAUGUGGGAUUCCCGUGUGUUCAACUACGGGAAUAAGGAAGUUAUAAGGUUUCUACUUUCCAAUGCAAGAUGGUGGCUAGAGGAGUAUAAGUUUGAUGGUUUCCGAUUCGACGGCGCGACCUCCAUGAUGUAUACCCACCAUGGAUUACAAGUAACCUUUACAGGGAGCUACCAUGAAUACUUUGGCUUUGCCACUGAUGUAGAUGCGGUCGUUUACUUGAUGCUGGUGAAUGAUCUAAUUCAUGGGUUUUAUCCCGAAGCGGUAACUAUCGGUGAAGAUGUUAGUGGAAUGCCUACAUUUGCCCUUCCUGUUCAAGUUGGUGGAGUUGGUUUUGACUAUCGCUUACAUAUGGCUGUUGCCGACAAAUGGAUUGAACUUCUCAAAGGAAAUGAUGAAGCUUGGGAGAUGGGUAAUAUUGUGCACACACUAACAAAUAGAAGGUGGUUGGAAAAGUGUGUUACUUAUGCUGAAAGUCACGAUCAAGCACUGGUUGGAGACAAGACUAUUGCAUUCUGGUUGAUGGACAAGGAUAUGUAUGAUUUCAUGGCUCUGAACGGACCUUCGACACCUAAUAUUGAUCGUGGAAUAGCACUGCAUAAAAUGAUUAGACUUAUCACAAUGGGUUUAGGAGGAGAGGGUUAUCUUAACUUUAUGGGAAAUGAGUUCGGGCAUCCUGAAUGGAUAGACUUUCCAAGAGGCCCACAAGUACUUCCAACUGGUAAGUUCAUCCCAGGAAACAACAACAGUUACGACAAAUGCCGUCGAAGAUUUGACCUGGGUGAUGCAGAAUUUCUUAGGUAUCAUGGUAUGCAGCAGUUUGAUCAGGCGAUGCAGCAUCUUGAGGAAAAAUAUGGCUUUAUGACAUCAGACCACCAGUACGUAUCUCGGAAACAUGAGGAAGAUAAGGUGAUCGUGUUUGAAAAAGGGGACUUGGUAUUUGUGUUCAACUUCCACUGGAGUAAUAGCUAUUUCGACUACCGGGUUGGCUGUUUAAAGCCUGGGAAGUACAAGGUUGUCUUAGACUCAGACGCCGGACUCUUUGGUGGAUUUGGUAGGAUCCAUCACACUGCAGAGCACUUCACUUCUGACUGCCAACAUGACAACAGGCCCCAUUCGUUCUCAGUGUACACUCCUAGCAGAACCUGUGUUGUCUAUGCUCCAAUGAACUAAACAGCAAAGUGCAGCAUACGCAUGCACGCUGUUGUUGCUAGCACUAGCAAGAAAAAAUCGUAUGGUCAAUACAACCAGGUGCAAGGUUUAAUAAGGGUUUUUGCUUCAACGAGUCCUGGAUAGACAAGACAACAUGAUGAUGUGCUCUGUGCUCCCAAAUUCCCAGGGCGUUGCGAGGAAAACAUGCUCAUCUGUGUUAUCAUUUUAUGGAUCAGCGAGGAAACCUCCCCCAAAUACCCAUGCCUCCUUAAACUUUUGUGGUCCUAAACCAUGGCUACUAUCCUCUAAAUUGGCAGUUUAGCAUAGAGGUUUUACUUUUGUAAAAAUUUUUUGACAGUUAAUAGACUCUAUUCCUCAAAUAAUUGACAUGUCCUUUACAAGAAGAUGAGAAAUAAAAUCAGGGAUUGAAGAAUCCCAAAAGCUA